CACGUAGAGGCCUCUUCAGCCCUGCUAGAGGCAAUAGCCUAAUCCAGUCCCUGCUGACACUCUAAUUAGUUUUAAGCUUGAUGGAAGCGAGCUGAAAGUGAAUUAUCCCCAGGGUAUAAAUAAAAAGUACCACCCUUCAAUCCACCAUCAUACUCUCCACAUACUCCACUAUACAUCCUUCAUGACUCCCAUUGUGGUUAUUGCGUGUCCCACCCACCCCGGGCAUACCAACCCCCUCCUCCCCCAUGCCGCCUACUUGACGAAACAAGGCUUCGAGGUGCAUUUUAUCGGCGGCGAGGCCUUUGCCCCGGGGAUUGAGCAGACGGGAGCCAGCUUCCACCCGACCGAAGACUUCCCUCUACCGCUGGAGCUGUUCGAUCUGCCGCCCACCCCGGAACGAUUCAUGAGCGAGCUCAAGCAGGUGUUUGUCGACACCACCCCGGCCCGCAUGGACGCAUUAAAGCGCCUCCUCGAGUCUCUCCGCACCGCCCAUCCCGACCGCGACGUGGUUAUCCUCCAGGAGCUCAUGUACAUGGGCGUGUGGCCGUACCUGCAGGGCGCCCCCUUACCGGCGGGAUACACCACCUUCCCGCCCGUCAUCACCAUCAGCACCGUGCCUAUGGUGAUCUCGAGCAUCGACACCGCCCCCUUCGGGCCCGGGCUGCCCCCCGACGCCAGCCCCGAGGGGCGCGCCCGCCAUGCCGCCAUGUACGCCGCGGGCAAGCCGCUCAUGGACGAUUUCCUGCAGUACACCAACUCCACGUACGCGACGCUGGGCGCCACCGAGCCCGUCACCCGGGCCAUCUUCGACCACUGGAGUCUGGGAACAGGUCGGUUCCUGCAGCCCUGUAGCCCGAGCCUGGAGUACCCGCGCAGCGAUCUCUCGCCUGCCGUGACCUUUAUCGGGGCGCUGCCACGGAAAGACCUCUCGUCAGAGCUGCCGGAGGGGCUCAUCCCGGAGGGCAACACCAGGAAGAUUGUGUUUGUCACCCAGGGCACCAUCUCGCUCGAUUACACGGCCCUGCUGGUCCCCACGAUCGAAGCCCUGGCGGACCGCGAGGAUCUCCUGGUGAUUGGCGUGUUGGGGGUCAAGGGGGCAUCGCUUGAUAUAAAGCUCCCGGCUAACGCCAGGGUCCUUGAUUAUCUCGCCUACGACGCCAUUCUGCCUUGCACGGACGUCUUUGUGUCGAAUGGGGGGUACGGCGGCUUUCUGCACGGGGUGAUGCAUGCUGUGCCGAUGGUACUUGCAGGGGAAGGACAGGAUAAAGCCGAGGUGGCGACGCGAGGCGAAUGGGCAGGGAUUGCAGUCGACUUGAAGACCAACAGGCCGAGCGUCGAGCAGAUCAAGCAGAGCGUCGACGGCGUGUUGAAGGAUAGCCAGAUGAAGACGAGAUGUCUCGCUAUCAAGAAGGAGAAUCAGGAUCUGGACUGUUUCAAGCAGGUUGAGAAAGCCAUCAUGCAGGCAUAGUGACUAUACUGAUAUUCUAUAAUAUCACCUUAUGGUUGUAUAUAUCAGUGUUUCCUUCUAUAUGAUAAAUCUUCACAAGCUGUAUAUCAGCUUAGAAGGAUGACAUUAUAGGCUUCAUAUAUUUAAUCUAUAAGCAUGAAUGUUCAUUAAUAAAUAGUUCUAAUCAUCCAGCGGAAUAUCUACUAU
Messenger RNA from Penicilliopsis zonata CBS 506.65, 1654 nucleotides. RefSeq lists its product as hypothetical. The transcript has 2 exons. Gene Ontology annotation, molecular function: UDP-glycosyltransferase activity. The record is from RefSeq and is a predicted model, not a curated record. Lineage: Eukaryota; Fungi; Ascomycota; Eurotiomycetes; Eurotiales; Aspergillaceae. The coding region runs from base 182 to 1468 and encodes 428 amino acids.